Molecule: messenger RNA, 4693 nt
Organism: Myxocyprinus asiaticus (Chinese sucker)
Lineage: Eukaryota; Metazoa; Chordata; Actinopteri; Cypriniformes; Catostomidae
Product: neogenin-like
Exons: 29
Coding region: 387-4643 (1418 amino acids)
Biological process (GO): cell-cell adhesion
Cellular component (GO): membrane
Molecular function (GO): protein binding
Source: RefSeq, a predicted model, not a curated record
CUUUCGCCGUACGUUCAAAAACACGCCGGUCGGUCUUCAGGACGUCAGAGCCCGUUUGCAGCCGCUGCCGUAACGGGGUCGUGCGGGGCGUGUGUGGAUUGACUUCAUGCCACCUUUAAAACCCCUUUUGUGGUUUUAAACUUAAAGAAAACACCCGGACUUUUUUUUUUUUUUGCCUUCUCGCCUUUGAGUCUUUCUGGAGAAAUAUAUGUUUAUUUUUUUGGCGCCGGUGGAGCGCGAAAUCUUGCAGGUUGCGGACGAUGCUCAAUAUUUUGGUAUAAAACACUUCGAGCGUUCUCAACGGUGAAACUUUACCUCAGAAAAACAGUGGAUAACUAUCGUUUUUACCUGAGGUAAUUUUUGUGUGAUUUUUACCUCAGAAAGUGAUGGCGGAGCGGGGGGCACGGCUGCUCGUUUUUUUCGCGAGUCUCAUGGUUCUCCGGUUCGGCGGUGCGGAUAAAGGUUCUAAUAUUCGGGGUUUCACUCCGUUCAGGUUCUCUGUGGAACCCGUCGACACGUUGGCUGUACGUGGUCUCCCCGCCGUUCUGAACUGCUCGGCCAUUAGCGACACUCCGGUAAGGGUAGAAUGGAAGAAGGAUGGAACAUUCCUGAAUCUGGCAGCGGACGAUAGGAGAAGACAGCUCGCUGAUGGGUCUCUACUCAUCAGCACGGUGAUCCACACCAAACACAAUAAGCCUGAUGAGGGGGUCUAUCAGUGUGUGGCAACCAUCGACAAUUUGGGUACAAUCAGCAGCCGAACCGCACGACUCACUGUGGCAGGGCUUCCGCGGUUCCUCAGCCAACCGGAGGGCGUGUCCGUGCGUAUGGGUGGCACUGAGAUGCUGAACUGCGAGGUGACGGAGGAACUCGCCCCAUUCACCCGCUGGGAGAGGGGCGAUCAGACCGUUGAGUUGGACAGCAGGGUGUUACAGCUGCCCAGCGGAGCCCUCGUGAUCAGUAACGCCACCCAGACCGAUGCCGGACUCUACCGCUGCACUAUUGACGGUCUAGGACCGGCCAAAACCAGCGAGGAGGCGGAGUUACAAGUGUCGGCAGAUUCGGGUGUCGAGGAGAAGCUGGAGACCCUCCAGAGCCCGGUUGCAGUGGCAAAGGUUGUUGGGGAGCGCGUGCUGUUGCCAUGCGUCAUGAAAGGUUAUCCCGUACCAUUUAUUCGCUGGAUGUUUAAUGGCCGGCCAAUUGAUGAGGGCAAUGACCGUUUCACUGUGAUUGGUGGAGGCAGUCUGCAGAUCGUGAAUCUGACAGAAGAGGAUGCUGGGAUAUACGGUUGCCAGGCGGACAGCGGCAACAUGACCAGCGAGAUACAAGCAGAACUCGCAGUGAGAGUUCCUCCUCAGUUCGUGACGAGACCCUCCAACACUUACGCCCAGGAGUCCAUGGACAUCAUCUUUGAGUGUGAUGUCACAGGGUCACCGCUGCCCACUGUCAAAUGGAUGAAGGAUGGAGACACGGUCAUCCCGAGCGACUAUUUCAGAAUAGUGAAGCAGCACAAUCUUCAAGUUUUGGGUUUAGUCAAAUCAGAUGAGGGAUUUUAUCAGUGUUUAGCGGAGAACGACGCCGGGAACGUCCAGGCGAGCGCUCAGCUGAUCAUACUGGAUUUAGCGUCCAGCCCUGGCGAGCGUUCUGGUCCCACCCCCUCUGCACCGCGUGAUGCCGUGGCAUCUUUGGUGUCCACCCGCUUCAUCAAGCUUACAUGGCGACUUCCUGCUGAGCCACACGGGGACAACAUCACCUACUCAGUGUACUACAGUUUGGACGGCACUAACAGGGAGCGUGUUGAGAACACCAGCGGACCAGGAGAGAUGCACGUCACCAUCCAGAACCUCGUUCCUGACACCAAGUACACAUUUCGGGUGGUCGCGUCUAAUGCCAACGGCCAGGGCGAGAGUUCCGCACCACUUACAGUGGCCACCCAGCCGGAGGUUCAGGUACCCGGGCCGGCCCCUAAUCUGCAGGUGGUAUCUGUUGGCACCACCUCAGUCACCUUGAGUUGGGAGAGACCAAUCACUGGAAACGGGGAGAUCCAGACCUACAAACUCUUCUUCAUUGAGAAGGGUCGAGACUCUGAGCUGGACAUGGAUGUUACAGGUUUGUCCUACACGAUGACAGGGCUCAAGAAGUUUACAGAAUACAGUUUUAGAGUGGUGGCGUACAACAAACAUGGUCCUGGCGUGUCUACUGAGGACGUUACAGUCCGAACGCUGUCUGACGUCCCGAGCGCUCCUCCACAGAACCUGACCCUAGAGGUACUCAAUUCAACGAGCAUCAUGAUCCGAUGGCAGCCGCCUCCCGUGGGCACGUUGAACGGAGAACUGACGGUAUAUAAAUUACGCUACCGGAAAGGACUCAGAAAAGCGGAUGCAAUUGAAGUGUCAACCCCACAGCUCUAUCAUCUUAUUGAUGGUCUGGAGAAGGGCCAGGUUUACACGUUUAGAGUGUCAGCCACCACCGUAAACGGAACCGGACCAACGACAGAGUGGAUCGCAGCGGAAACCUUUGAGAACGAUCUGGACGAAUCUCAGGUACCAGGAGUCCCGAGCUCGCUGCACGUUCGUCCACUGGUAAACAGAAUCGUGGUGAGCUGGACUCCUCCAGACAAUCAGGACAUUUUAGUCCGAGGUUAUAAAAUUGGAUACGGUAUCGGCAGCCCUCACGCCCACACGGUCACUCUGGAUUACAAGCAACGUUUCUACAGCAUUGAUAACCUUGAUGCCAGCUCUCAUUACGUCAUCACCCUCAAAGCAUUCAACAACAUGGGCGAAGGAAUUCCGAUCUACAACAGCGCCACCACCAGGCCUGAGUCCGACCCCAUAGACCCUGAUAUUGAUUUCUAUGAACUGUUCAAUAACCCAUACACCCCAGCACCCGACCCCACACCCAUGCUGCCCCCAGUGGGCGUUCAGGCGACCGUCCUCAGCUUCGACACCGUCAAAGUCAGCUGGGCUGACAACUCGCUCCCGAAGAACCAGAAGAUCACCGAUUCCAGAUAUUACACCAUACGAUGGAAGACCAACGUUCCCGCCAACACCAAGUUUAAGAUGGCAAACACCACGUCUCUGUUACAUACUGUGACGGGACUGAAACCCAGCACACUGUAUGAGUUCUCCGUUAUGGUGACAAAGAGCCGCAGGAGCAGUACGUGGAGUAUGACGGCCCACGGCACCACCUUUGAGUCCAUUCCCAGCUCCGCCCCUAAAGAUGUGACAGUCAUCAGUAAAGAGGGAAAUCCACGAAUCAUCAACAUUAACUGGCAGCCGCCCACUGAAGCCAACGGCAAAAUCACAGGUUACAUCAUCUACUACAGUACUGAUGUGAAUGCUGAGGUCCAUGAUUGGGUCGUGGAGCCCGUGGUGGGCAACAGACUGACCCAUCAGAUUCAGGGUCUGACCCUCGACACCACGUACUACUUUAAGAUCCAGGCGCGCAACUCUAAAGGCAUGGGACCCAUGUCUGACACGGUGCACUUCAGAACGCCUAAAGCUGAACCGUCUGAUAAGAUGUCGAGUGAUCAGGGGCUGCAAGUAAAACCCGGCCACCCCACCCUGCCGGAACGCGGGAUUGGAUCCAACAUCGAUAAGCCAGGCAUCACAGGCAGUCAGGAGAGUCAUAUUCUGGUGAUAGUGGUGAUCGUUUCAGUCGGAGUGUUUACGAUCAUCGCUGUGGUUGUCGGGGCCGUCCUCUGCACGCGCCGGUCCAACUCGCACCAGAAAAAGAAGCGUGCAGCAUGCAAGUCCAACAUCGGCUCUCACAAAUACAAGAGUUCUUCUAAAGACCUGAAACCUCCUGAUCUCUGGAUCCAUCACGAGUCUCUGGAGCUCAAACCCAUGGACAAAUCACCCGAACCGAACCCGGUUAUGACCGAGACGCCCAUCCCUCGAACCGCCCCGGACCCGACCGUUGAACCCUCCCAUCAGAGACGGGGUCAUGAGGUCGAGGAAAGUGUGUCCACAGUGGCUGGUCUGAGGGGAGUGAGACCGAAAAUGAUGAUGCCUUUCGAUUCUCAACCUCCCCAACCCGUGAUUAGCGCUCACCCCAUUCAUUCCCUCGAUCAUCUUCAUCAUCAUCAUCAUCACUAUCAUCUUCCUCCGCGGGGCUACCUUCACCAUCAGAUCAGCCUGAGAGCGCCCGCCAUACCGACGCCAUACUUAGACAGGGUGCCAUCUGCAGAGUCUGUGAGGAAUCAACCCCCUGCACCUGAACCUCUGGUUGCCCCCGGUCAGCCCACCUGCACAGUGGAGCUGCAGAAGACGGAAGCGGUCAUUAAUGAGGAAGACCCGCCGAGCAUAAACCCACCGACGGCCCACGUCAGGCCAACACACCCACUCAAGAGCUUUGCUGUGCCAGCGGUCACUGUCUCCGCCCACAACCCGCCCACCUAUAAAUCGGCAUUACCCAGCAACCCUCUGCUGGCACAGCAAGUGCCGGGUGUUAAGACAGCGUCCAUUGGAACACUAAAUCAAGCACGAGCUCCAAUGGCAGGAACAGUCCCCAUUGCACACGACCAAUCAGAAACCAGCAAGAUGUUGUCACAGUCAGACAUGACGUAUGAAACAGAUGAACUAUCAGAGGAAAUGGCUCACCUAGAGGGUUUGAUGAAGGAUCUGAACGCCAUCACCACCGCCUGAAGCACACAACAGCUCAGUCCAAUCACACACACUGAAAUUUCCCGGCUUAA